Hypomesus transpacificus is the source of this 2482-nucleotide messenger RNA. RefSeq names its product zinc finger protein 429-like. Gene Ontology annotation, biological process: regulation of transcription by RNA polymerase II. The coding region runs from base 215 to 1381 and encodes 388 amino acids. The record is from RefSeq and is a predicted model, not a curated record. Gene Ontology annotation, molecular function: DNA-binding transcription factor activity, RNA polymerase II-specific; RNA polymerase II transcription regulatory region sequence-specific DNA binding. The transcript has 2 exons. Lineage: Eukaryota; Metazoa; Chordata; Actinopteri; Osmeriformes; Osmeridae. Gene Ontology annotation, cellular component: nucleus.
CGACGGCGUCUGUUUACCUGCCUAGUUUUCUCACCACAGCAAGCAAAUAAUCAAUCUGGAGAUCCUCCGUUCUCUAGACUAGACAGUGGGAGACUUCUUCCAGAGAACAGCAGAGAGACUACAGAGAGACUCAACAAGAGAGAAACAAGCUUCCAUAGACUAGACACCAGACAGGAACCUGAGAGACCAGAGAGAGAAGAAAGAGACCUGAGUUAUGAAGACACAUCGGUGUGACACCUGUGGGAAGAGCCUUUCCUCAUCCAGGAGCCUCAAACAGCACAUGAUGAUCCACACUGGAGAGAAGCCCUAUAGCUGUGACAUCUGUGGUAAAUCCUUUAGCGGUGCUUCUAGUUUAAGAGUUCACAGCAGGAUCCACACAGGAGAGAAGCCCUACAGCUGUGACCUCUGUGGCUAUAGUUGUAAAACAAACAGCAGUCUGAAAAGCCACAUGGCUAUCCACUCUGGAGAAAAAAAACACAGCUGUGACUUCUGUGGGAAAACCUUUAGGCAGGCAGGUACUCUCACUCUUCACAGCAGGAUCCACACUGGAGAGAAGCCCUACAGCUGUGACCUCUGUGGGAAAACCUUUAGCCGGGCUGACCAAUUAACAAUUCACAUCAGGAUCCACACUGGAGAGAAGCCUUACAGCUGUGACCUCUGUGGGAAAAGCUUUAACCAGGCUGGCAGUUUAAGAGCUCAUAGCAGGAUCCACACUGGAGAGAAGCCCUACAACUGUGACCUCUGUGGUAAAACCUUUAGCCGGGCUGGCAGUUUAAGAGCUCACAGCAGGAUCCACACUGGAGAGAAGCCCUACAGCUGUGACCUCUGUGGUAAAACCUUUAGCCGGGCUCACCAAUCAACAGUUCACAGCAGGAUCCACACUGGAGAGAAGCCUUACAGCUGUGACCUCUGUGGGAAAACCUUUAGCCAGGCUGGCAGUUUAAGAUCUCACAGCAAGAUCCACACAGGAGAGAAGCCACAUUACUGUGAUGUCUGUGGUAAAUUCUUUACCCAUGCUAACCAUUUAACAGUUCACAGCAGGAUCCACACUGGAGAGAAGAAGCGCUACAGCUGUGACCUCUGUGGGAAAACAUUUAAAAAGGCGAAUACUUUCACUCUUCACCGCAGGAUCCACAACGGAGAGAAGCCCUACAUCUGUGAGUGCUGUGAUAAAGCCUUCUUUACCUCUUGUGGACUUAAAAAGCACAGCCGGAUCCACACAGGAGAGAAGCCCUACAGCUGCCCACACUGUGACUAUUCAGGUAAAACAAAUGGCAAAUUGAAGAGUCACCUGCGUAUCCACGAUAGAAAACUAACCAAAGCAGUGAUGUCUGGGGCCAAGCUGUCUCAGCUGUCACCACCUGAGAGAACUUCUAUAUGACCCACAGCUGGAAGAACUACUGGCCUACACCUACUGGAACAUUAUUAGGGAUGUGAUAUGACGUUGUGAUGUCACAUCCUGUGUACUAGCGAUGGGCGAACGAUGCCUUGUUAAGCUUUUGUGGUUUCUUCCGGAUUGUGCCGGCCCAAAGAGCCGAACUGUCGGCGCAUUGAAAAUGAACAGCGUCAUCAAGCAGCAGUUUAAACUUGUUGAAUGAGGCUUAGUGGUUAUCUCCGACGCUAGACUACCCUACGUUAUUUAAUAUUUAAAUUAAGGCUACGUGUUCAUUUAAAUCUGAUAUUAGUGCUCACACAUUAAAAAGUUGUGAUACAUCUGUAGGCCGUUAGAAUUGUGUUAUUUUCUCACGGUAAAAGUUAAAGAAUAUUGUCCGAGGUGCCCUGCACUGGGGCGUUAAGUCGGGUAUCCAGACUCGCGUUAACAACACGUCAUCGAACAUCGCUUUAACCAACUACACCACCAGAAAAAACUGUUACUAGUUAAUGCGGGUGGACGGUCUUUAUAUGAUACGGUCUAUAUAGCAAAUACACUAGAUUACACUGAUUUUUUCUUAUUCAUAACAUUAGUCAUAUGUGGGCCUAUUGUGAACUGGGGGGACUUUAUUAUUACUAAUUAUUAUUACUGUUGACGAAUAAUCAACAUUUGUUUUCUUGGCACUGUAUAGAGUAGCCUACCUAUCAUGUUACGUUUCAUUUCAAUAACAUAACGAUGACAUUAGUUUCAUAAGUGAACGGAUUUAUAAUUAUUACAAUGCGGAUUACAUUACAUUUAUGCAUUUAGCAGACGCUUUUAUCCAAAGCGACUUCCAAGAGAAAAGUCCAAGAGGAUUAGGCUAAAUAAUAGUGACCGAUAGAAGAAACUCGAGCGAUGCCUGGAGUCAUGUUGGUUUGAGGUGCUGCUUCUCUGGCAAUGUGUGAUUGCCAAAGACUCUUGCCAUUGUGAACAUGUUUGCCUUGUAAUUGAUUUCAUUCAUUUCAUGUUAUUAAAUGAAUAUUUAACCAGGUGAGUCAACCAGAUAGUCAGGUGGCUGAGCGGUUAGGGAAUCAGGCUUGUAAUCAGAAGGUUGCCGGUUUGAUUCCUGGC